Messenger RNA from Closterium sp. NIES-65, 865 nucleotides. NCBI's taxonomy places the organism in Eukaryota, Viridiplantae, Streptophyta, Zygnematophyceae, Desmidiales, Closteriaceae. The record is from the annotation of a GenBank genome assembly.
AUGUCGCGCGCUGUCGUUCGUCACUCCAGGCUCCUCGCCAAUGCGCUCGCGCCAGCUGCGCGAGGAGGGGGAACGGCGGCGCCAUCCAUCGCAGCGGUGGACGCCGCUCGUCCCAUCACCACCAACGCCCCCAUCACCGCCACCGCCACCGCGCCUGCCAGCGCCACUGCGCCCUCCGCCGCUGCGGCGGCGGCAGCGCCCGCGCUGGGAGGGGCGGCAGGGGCGUUCGUGGACGUGCCCACCUCGCAGAUCCGGCGGAUCAUCGCGCAGCGGCUGAUGGAGUCCAAGUGGGGGUCGCCACACCUGUACGCCGAGGCAGAGGCGGACAUCGACGCCACGCUGCAGCUGCGCCGGGAGCUCAAAGACAAGUGGGGCGUGGCGGUGUCGGUGAACGACUUUGUCAUCAAGGCCGUCGCCAUGGCGCUCGCCCACACACCCCACGCCAAUGUGCACUGGGACGGCAAGGCGGGGCGAGUGGUGAGCAACAGCAGUGUCGACAUCUCCAUCGCCGUCGCCACUGACAAGGGACUCAUCACGCCCAUUCUAAAAGAUGCGGACAAGAAGUCGCUCGGAGCUAUCUCCAAGGAGGUGAAGCAGCUGGUGGAGAGGGCCAGGGCGGGCAAGCUACAGCCGCAUGAAUUCCAGGGCGGCACCUUCAGCAUAUCGAAUCUGGGCAUGUAUGCGGUGGACCGCUUCUCCGCCAUCAUCAACCCGCCUCAGUCGGGCAUUCUAGCGGUGGGCCGCGCCGACAAGGUGCUGCGCCUGCCCGCUGAGACCUCUGCAGCAGGCGCACAGCUGCACGUGGCCGGCAAGAUGGAGGUCACACUCUCUGCGGAUGCGCGUGCUCUCGAUGGCACCACGGCAG